Molecule: messenger RNA, 3145 nt
Organism: Limulus polyphemus (Atlantic horseshoe crab)
Lineage: Eukaryota; Metazoa; Arthropoda; Merostomata; Xiphosura; Limulidae
Product: ran-binding protein 9-like
Exons: 6
Coding region: 18-1190 (390 amino acids)
Biological process (GO): cell surface receptor signaling pathway; cytoskeleton organization
Cellular component (GO): cytoplasm
Molecular function (GO): protein binding
Source: RefSeq, a predicted model, not a curated record
UACGAGUGAGGACUAGAAUGACAAUUCAAGGAUUUCCUGUGAAUGACAGUCAAGGAGAGUGGCAGACUACACUACACAGAUUUGUACAGACCUACCUGGUGCACCAUGGGUAUUGUUCUUCAGCAGAAGCUUUUGCCAAAAGUACAAACCAGGCUUUUGUGGAGGAGAUAAAAUCUAUAAAAAACAGACAAAGAAUACUUAAACUUGUGCUAGCUGGAAGGAUUGGUGAAGCCACAGAAACCACUCACAAGCUUUAUCCAGGACUUCUGGAAAGAAACCCAAACCUACUCUUCCUUUUGAAGUGUCGACAGUUUAUAGAAAUGGUUAAUGGCACUGACAGUGAAGUCCGUCCUGCUCGAAGUCCUAGAUCACAAGGCAGCUCUCCAGCUAGAAGUCCAAGCUAUUCCUCAAGAACUGCUCACGCCAGUGUGCUGAAGUAUUCCAGUAACUCCCCAACAUCAGCUAGCCCUACUUCACAAGUCAUUUGUGGUAAACCUACAGUUCAUGUUGAUUGUAGUUCACAUAAAAACACUCGCAGAUCUCCAGUAGAGGAUAAGAAUAUUACAAACAAUGCACUUUCUAAUGGAAACGUGCUUAAUGGUAAUAAAGAAAUUGACACAUCAGAAAACAUAUGUGAUGAUAUAGAUGUGAGAAAAGGAGAGACUGUAACUGUUGAAUAUGCAAAGAAUGGAAGGACUUUACCAAUGAUAACCAAUGGAAAUACACAGUCAUCUAUAGAUUUUUAUCAAAAUAGUAAUACCCAGGAGAAUGAUAGUGAAGAAGAUGAAAAUGAAAUGGAUGUUGACCCACCACGGAGACUUAUGUGUGGAGGGAGUCAAUUAGCACUAGAACGAAUGCUACAGUUUGGACGAGAGCUUCAUUCAUUUAGUGUACAACUAAAGAGGGAGUUUGGAACUAAUGAAACUAACAAAAAAAUGUUGCAGGAUGCCUUCAGCCUCUUAGCAUACUCAGACCCAUGGAAUAGCCCAGUAGGACAUCAGAUGGAUCCAGUUCAGAGAGAACCUGUGUGUGCUGCACUCAACAGUACAAUUUUAGAAUCUCACAAUCUACCACGCCAGCCACCUUUAGAACUUGCCUUAGCUCACGCACAGGAAGUGGUCAAGCUCAUGUCCAGAAGUGGACUUGGUUCUUGUGCUUUUGCAAAUCUGGAAGAUACCCUGUUACAUUGACCCUGUUUUUGAUAUAGAGCAGCAUUUUUUUUCUGUAUCCAGUCUGCUAGUUUCACGAAAAUUAUAAAUCAUUUUAAUUUAAUCCUAUAUGCCUUCUUGUGCACUUCUCUCUCUGCUGCUGUUGUCUUAUUUCAGUCUGUCUUUGUUCAGUUUUGGACGUUCCAAACUACAGUACUUCGCAGCAGUGACAAAUAAACCUCCUUUCUCAAAGCAUUAAUGUGAUUUAAUCUUCACAUCUGAUCCCAUUUUAUAAUUUACUUGGCUGCUCAUACCAAGAUCUACCAAAACCAUAUAGUUGUUCCCUCCACAUGGGUGGACUUGUGCGUAAUCUAGAUGUGGUUUUGUAGAGACAUAUAGCAGUAAGAGAACAUGGUAAGUUUAAAACAAACCUUAUGGCUGGUUUGUGACUAACAUAUACAAGGUUGUAAAGAAACUACAAACCACACAUCUAUUUCUGGAUGUGGUUUUCUCUUGUGAGAGAAAGAUGUUAUUUUACAAAGCUUUUAUUAUAAUCUAUUAGAUGUUCCAGUUGAAGUGGUUAGGUUGAUAGUUGUUAAUCAAUUAGAAUAUUAAUGAAUUCGGCUAGCCCUGUAGAGGUGGUUCACAGUAAGAGUUUGUAUUUCAACGAUUUAGUAAAAUUCAUCCAAUGUACCUGAUUUAUCCCAGUAAUAAUGAAAUCAACUACAACUGAAGAAACGGCUCAUGGAAGCAAAAUAGAAUAUGCUGAAAAAUUCUCAUUAUGUAAAACGUUAAUUUCAUAGCUUGGUAAUUCUGGAGAGUGAAACAAGUUACAACAUAUGUUCACAGCAUCAGUACUGUUUUUUCUUUUCUUUUUGUGAAGCAUUCAUUCAUUCUCAGGAACAUAUUUUGAUUUAUAAUUUUGUUUUUCCUAAUUUAUUGAGAAACUGUUAGUAUUACACAUGAUUGUAAAAAUGUACGUGAUUUUUCAGCAAAGCCGUUAAUUCUCUAGUAUAACAGAAAGAGAUUUCAUAAAACUUCCACCUUCAUGGAUUGCAUGCUUCAAAUAUAAUGUUUUAUAUUGUAAUUGUUUCUUAUUCCUGCUAUUAUUCAAAUGAUUUUAUACCUUCAGACGUAGAGAAAUAAAGCUAAAGUAUCAAUGUGAUUUUUUAAUAAAUUACUCGCAGGCUGCUAAUACUAGUAUUUUAUUUAAAUCUGAAGGUGAUAAGUGUACUUUACAUAGUGUUGUGAAUAACCUUAGCCUUGUUAUUCAAACACUACCAUGGAAAAUUGAACUUAGUUUUAUUUUGUAACUAAAAUUAGUUUUUCAUAUUAACUUUGCCAGUCACACCUCUUUUAAAUAAGUAAAAUCAGAAAUAAAUUAAGAGCUGCUUGAAAUAUACUGGUGGAUAAGAUUGUUUUAUUUUAUCUUGAAACUUCAAUAAAAUACUUAUGUUAUAAUUUUAUAAUGGAAAGGAAACAGUAAGAAUUUUAAUUUUGAUGUACGUAACUUAUUAUUGCUGAAAACUAGCUUUAAAACACACGUUUUUUAUGGUAACUUGUGGUCAUUGUUUCAGUUUUUUAUAAAGAAAUUAAGGCCUAUUUACAUAAUCAAAUAAUGUUUUAUAUUAUAAGAAUAAAGCAAACAAAACUGAUAGUUAAAAUAUAAGAUUCUAACCAGGGUUCAGUGCCACAUGAAACACAAAUUAAGUAUAGUGUGAUUUCUUUGUUAAAAAACAUUACCAACAGUAGUAUUGAAUGGUGUAAUUAAAAGUGAUACUUAACUCACUAUGAACUGUACAGUUUACCCGUUAUUAACUUUGUUCCUAGUAAACUACAUGGUGAGACUACAUCUCUACUGAUUUAGGCCUGAGGGAUGUUUAGAAAGCACUUCAUUUAAUAUUUUACGUUUUUACUGGUUUAGAGAUAUCAGUGUUUACAUUUCUAUGUAGAACUGUGGCAUUUUGAAUUAUUGUGUAAUAAAUAAUUGUAUCAAG